GGGAAUAUAAAAUUCACUUUAAUAAUUAAAAAUGCUGUCCUUAUUCUUCAUUUGUUUCUGAUUAAAACCCCAAAUUUGACAUCUCUCUAGUUGUGUAAAGUUUUGUAGAGAAGAUGAGUACUUCACUAUUCAACUCAGUUUACUUUGAUCGAGGUUGCUCGUGGAAGGGUGAAGUGAAAUCUUCCAAAUUGGGAAAACGAAAUUGUCAUAGGCUCUAUGUUGGGAGAUCGACGGCAUUGUCACCCAGAAGCUUGAAGAUUAGAAAUUCUAAGCAGGAAAAGGACGUUCGUGUUGCUCUUCUCGGUGCAAGUGGUUACACUGGUGCAGAGAUCAUUCGACUUCUUGCAAACCAUCCUUUCUUUGGCAUCACUCUAAUGACUGCUGAUAGAAAUGCUGGCAAAUCAAUGGAGUCUGUGUUUCCUCAUUUCAUCACACAGAAGGAUUUACCAAUUUUGGUUUCUAGCAAUGAUGCAAGUUUUUCUGACGUGGAUGCUGUAUUCUGUUGUUUGCCUCAUGGAACCACACAGGAAAUCAUCAAAGCUCUUCCCAAGGGGAUAAAGAUUGUUGAUCUUUCUGCAGACUUCCGGCUUCGCGAUAUUUCUGAAUAUCAAGAAUGGUAUGGCCAGCCACACAGAGCAACAGAUUUGCAGGUAGAAGCAGUAUAUGGUUUGACGGAGAUUUUCAGAGAGGAAAUAAAAAAUGCACGCCUGGUUGCUAAUCCUGGUUGUUAUCCAACAUCAAUUCAACUGCCUCUUGUGCCUUUGCUAAAGGCUAAGCUUAUUGAAUAUAAAAAUAUCAUUAUUGAUUCAAAAUCUGGCGUGAGUGGAGCAGGACGUGGUGCUAAGGUGGCAAAUCUCUAUACUGAAUUAACGGAAGGAAUUAUGUCUUAUGGUGUUACAAGGCAUCGACAUGUUCCAGAGAUUGAACAGGGACUAUCUGAUGCUGCACGUUCAAAAGUAACUGUCAGUUUCACCCCACACUUGAUGCCAAUGAGCCGUGGGAUGCAAUCAACUAUAUAUGUGGAAAUGGCUUCUGGAGUUACAGCUGAGGAUUUGUACCAGCAAUUGAAGGUUUCCUAUGAGGAUGAAGAAUUUGUUAAGUUAUUGGAGAAAGGAGUUGUUCCCCGAACUCACGAUGUUCGAGGUUCUAACUAUUGCUACAUGAAUGUCUUUCCAGAUAGAAUUUCUGGUAGAGCUAUAAUUAUAUCAGUUAUCGAUAAUCUUGUGAAGGGAGCUUCUGGUCAAGCUCUACAAAAUCUGAACAUAAUGAUGGGAUUUCCAGAAAAUACCGGGCUUCGCUACCUCCCCUUGUUCCCUUGACACUUUGCAGUCCUUUUGCCUGAAACAUCAUUGGUGUUGUGAAAUGUUUGUUUCUGAGAGCUGCUAUUGUCUUGAAGUUCUGGAAUUAAGCUAACCAUUGAGCUUUACAACAAGCAUGGGCCUAUUUAAUAAGACCUCAUAUGCAAUCAGAUGAUGGAAGCAGGAAAGCUUGCUAAGCCAUUGGAGAGCUGAGUUGCUAGAGUUGUAAUGGUUCCUGGUGUUGUUAUUGGCUCAAUUUUUGUGUUUUUUUGCAAGCUUAAGCGAAUGAAUGAGAGUUACUUUCCAACAGCCAUUUUAGCAUGGGUAGACCUGAUUAUGUAUUUUUUUGUGAGGUUUUGAAACAUUAAUCAAAUAAAACAUAAAUUAUCAUCA
Manihot esculenta (cassava) is the source of this 1691-nucleotide messenger RNA. RefSeq names its product probable N-acetyl-gamma-glutamyl-phosphate reductase, chloroplastic. Gene Ontology annotation, molecular function: NAD binding; NADP+ binding; N-acetyl-gamma-glutamyl-phosphate reductase (NADP+) activity. The transcript is spliced from 14 exons. Lineage: Eukaryota; Viridiplantae; Streptophyta; Magnoliopsida; Malpighiales; Euphorbiaceae. The record is from RefSeq and is a predicted model, not a curated record. Gene Ontology annotation, biological process: L-arginine biosynthetic process. The coding region runs from base 114 to 1319 and encodes 401 amino acids.